Molecule: messenger RNA, 1914 nt
Organism: Saccharomycopsis crataegensis
Lineage: Eukaryota; Fungi; Ascomycota; Saccharomycetes; Ascoideales; Saccharomycopsidaceae
Exons: 1
Coding region: 1-1914 (637 amino acids)
Molecular function (GO): protein binding
Source: RefSeq, a predicted model, not a curated record
AUGUCCGCCAAUUCUGAUUCAAACGAGAAUUAUAAAGAGCGGCUCAUCCAAGUUCAUGAUUCCGAGCCUAUUACCAUUGGUAGAGCUUCCAGAUGCGCUUAUAAUCCCAACAAACCUUCAUCUGUGAACAGGGAAGCUGCGAUGAGCAAUGCCUAUUUUAAUGAGAGAACCUUGUCUGCUGAUCAUGCUAAGCUUAUGAGAUUGGAGUCCUCUAAAAAGUUUGUCUUGUGGGAUUCUGGGUCCCAACAUGGUGUUGUCUUCAAGGGCAAGCUUUUGCCAAAGGGUGUCAAAGUCCUUAUCAAUUCUGGUGACGUUGUUGGUUUAGUUUUUGACAGCAAGAAGAAAGAGUUCAAGUCAAAAGUUUAUCAGUGUUUCGAUAAAGCAAAGGUCAAAAAAGGGAUGCUCGGUGAUUCAAACGGUAUUGAUGAGCCAAACCCUGAAUGGAAUGACGCAAGCUUGGAUUAUGCCAAGGUCUUGUUGAAGUUUGAACUCAAGCCAUCAUUUUUUGACGGCUCAAGUUUUGUAAAAUUCACAAGAAUUGAUUCCGCUGAGAACAAAAAGUCUCAAAAUAGCAUUGACUAUCUUUUAAAUGAUCCAGAAGACAAUUCUAAUGACAAACCAGAAAAACUCAAUGACGGUGUGUACGAAGUUGAAUCAAAGAGUGUGUAUGGUAGUGCUGAAGAAGUUGAAACAUCAGAAGAUGAACCAGACGUGAAAAAUGAACAAUCAGAAAAAGAUAAUGAAGAUGAUAAAGUCAAGGAAGACUCUUUUGGAAAUGCAGAGGAAGAAGAGGAAGAGGAUGAAUCCUAUGUUCAAGAAGAAGGGGAUUAUGAGGAAGAUGAGGAAGAAUAUUAUGAGAAGGAAGAGAGAGAUGAAGAGGAUGAAGAAGAAGAAGAAGAAGAAGAAGAAGAAGAAGAAGAAGAAGAAGAAGAAGAAGAAGAAGAAGAAGAAGAAGAAGAAGAAGAAGAAGAAGAAGAAGAAGAAGAAGAAUAUGAUGAAGAUGAAACCAGUAAACCCGUUGUAAUGACAGAAGAUCAGGAACAAGGAGAAAAAGCGUCUGUUGAUGAUGACGAUGACGAUGAAGAGGAUGAGCCCUAUGUUGAAGAAGAGGAAGAGGAAAAGGAAGAGGAAGAGGAAGAAGAAGAAGAAGAAGAAGAAGAAGAAGAAGAGGAGGAGGAAGAAGAAGAAGAAGAGGAAGAUGACCAAGAGGAAACAUCUAUCAAGGAUGAUUUUGAAUUUUGUUUGGAAAACAAUUUUGAAGACGAUGAAAAUGAAUCUCCAGAGGAAACUGAUGCUCGCACAAAUGGCUGUGAUGUGAUUACCACCAAUAAAUGCGUGCCUAUCGUUGAUAAAUAUUGCUCUCCUUAUGAUUCUGCCGCAGUCUGCGAUCUACAAACAGGGAAUCAGCUUUCUAACGAAACCGAGGAGUUUGAUAUUUUCAAGGUAAAUGAUGGCUCAUAUGAAAAUGCUUGCAACUUGAUCGAUGAAACAGAAGGGUUCCAUGCCUUUGAUGAUGAUGGUUCUCUAUUUUCUUCCAAAGAUGAGAUGCUUAAUUCUGAUUCCGAAUCAAGUGAAUUUGGAAAACCGGUUAUAGAAUCUCCUCCAUCUUCUUUAUCUGGCGAGGUAGAUAAUCAAGAUAAAGUGUUUAUUACACUUAAUUUGAAAAAAAGAAAUUGUUCAGCCUUAGAUGAUGAAGAAAAAGAAGAAGCAGAAGACAACCAUAAUGAAAACAGUAAUGCUGGCAAUUCACUCAAGGAAGAUAAGUCAGAAAGGGUAGUUAAGAAGCCUAGAAUUGAUAGUGGAAAGAAGGACCAUACUUUGGCAAAGGGGAUUGGAAUUGGUAUGAUCUUAGGUUCCAUAGUCACUUUCUCUACUUUAGCUACUAUGGCAGAAUAUCUAUAUGAGUUUGAAUAG